GGAGUUACACGCAAAGACUCCCCCAUUACAACCAGAUAUGACAAACCUUAGUUCAAAACAAUCUGGGAAUCUGGAUUGUUGUCCUUUAUGUCUGCAUGGAAUAGUAUAGACCCCACCUGGCCCUUUCCUUAUCUAUGAGAUGUUCCGACCAUUAUAACUGUAGCACUUUUCCUUGCAUGUGACACAACUAUUAUUCCUUGUGCCUGUGCUUACAUUGGCUGUGGUGAGAAGUGUUUUACAGUGUAGGCACAUGAAUACAGAUAGUAUACUGUGAACAGUAAAGGGUGAAUGCUGGAUAUUCAUAGUCUGCACAGAAGACCUUGGAGGCCAGUUGUGACCUGAUAAGAACUGCCAGACAAAUGUUUCUGUCCACAGAGACAAUUUGCAGGAGAGCUGCUCGCGGCUGUAAGGUAUAUUUAGCAUAUAAUAAUGGAAAUUAAAUAAAGCGGAAGAAAAAGUUGGAAAUGCCUAGAAAAAGAAAGAGUUUAUCUGCAAGUCCUCAAAGAAGGGUUUCUAUCAGCAACUGUUCAUCCGUCCCAUCGUCCUCUGCUGGCCUACCCCUUCCACCAGCAAUGAGCAAUAACAGAGAAGAAGUUUUUAGCAGUAUGUGUGAAAUGUUCCCCAACCUUGAUGCCUCCUUGAUUGAGAUGGUGCUUAGCGAAUAUAAAGAAGUUGAGCUAGUGAUGGACUAUCUCUUGGAGCUAUCGACAGCUACUAAAGGGAAUGCUCAGGAGUCAGCAGGUUUUGAUAAGAUUGCAUCACUUCUGGAUGACUUUCAGAUUGAAUCACAAGGUCAAGAAAGUUUUGAAGAUGUGCCUAAUCGAGUAGAAGAACAGCAAGACACCUCAUAUGUGGAUGAGACUAUGUGCAAUGACUUGGAUGCGCUGUUAGAUGAGGCACUUGAUAGGUAUGGAUUAAACAUUGCAGAAUCCCUUCCCAGCACAGAGCAAUGCGAGGACAGAUCAUUGCUUCAUGAUAUAGUAAAGCCGGAGCUGGAUCUAACCUGCGUUCAGAAUACCUCAUUCCCCACAGAUCAUACAAUAUUAAUUGAUCAGUCCAAAUCAGAUUACACAUGGGCCUCAUGUUCAGAUGUUGCAGCUAUCAAAGAUGAAAGGGAUAUAUCUUUACAUGUCGUUGAAACAGCUAACUUGGUAGAUGUAGAAUCUGAUUGUAACACAGCUCCAGAUAUGAUCGAUCCUCUAAAUUGUUCUGGUUAUCAAGCCACAUGUUCCCAAGAAAAUAUUAGAUGUGUUGAGAAGCCUACGGAAGUGGACCAGCAGUGUCCUGAGCCAAUAUUGCCAACAUCACAUGUGAAACCUCCAAGUGCAUCUCCAAAGUUUCAAACAAAGUGGAAUCCUAUGGCGUCUUCCUUUUACCCAACAUCCAAUGUAAAUCCUUCCUUCAUUGCACCAGUAGCUCUUAGUCCUUCACCAUGGCCAUGUAUACCUGGGAGAAGAGAACCUGUAAUAGGCGUUUGCUAUAAUCCUCCUCCUCCUCCAUCUUUUGUCUGGAAUAUGAACAAUUUUCCCCAAACCCACUGGAAUACUGAGAAUAUAAAACCCAUAAAUAUGGCUCAGAGUUCACCUCAAAUCUCCAAAAAACUGGCACUGUUUGUGGGAAAAGUGCUUGUUCUUCUGAGGGGUGCCCCAGGCUCAGGGAAAUCUACAUUAGCAAGGUUAUUACUAGAGCAAAAUCCUUUAGGAGUUAUUCUGAGCACUGAUGAUUACUUUAUCCAAAACGGGGAAUACAAGUAUGAUGUAAACCUUCUCGGGGAAGCUCAUGAGUGGAAUUAUAAGCGAGCCAAAGAUGCCUUUGAGAAGAAUGUCUCACCUAUCAUAAUAGACAAUACCAACUUACAAGGAUGGGAAAUGAAGCCAUAUGUUUCCUUGGCUAUGAAACAUAAAUAUAAGGUAACAUUUCGAGAACCUGAUACUUGGUGGAAAUAUAAACCAAAAGAGCUUGAAAGGCGUAACCGUCAUGGUGUAAAAAAAGAAAAGAUUAUAAAAAUGUUAGAAUAUUUUGAGCGUGUGACUGUGAAUUCUAUAUUAAACCUCUCUCACCCAAAAUCAUCAAAAAAUGCUGAUAAUUCUCAAAGAAAAACGGACGAAGGAAUAAGGGACAUUAAUACCUUGCCACAGUCUUUGAAGGAAGAAGAAGCUGUUCUUUCUGUUACACUUGAAUCCGAAAGCAUGGUAGAUAUAGGAAGUGCAGCUCCAGCCAUACAGAAGAGCUUAGAAGUAUCUAAAGUAGAUGAAGAAUUCUUUCCUGAUGUUGCAAAAUCGGAGCUAGAAAAUCUAAUGGCUACUGAGGGUGACGGCUCUGUGGAUGUAAUUCAGCCUAUACAAAAUAUUAAUACUGAUAAUAAGGUGCAAAGUAAUGAAGACUGUUCCUCUGAUGAUUCUUCUGGAGAUAAGCAGGGUCUAGAUAUAGAGAGUGGGUCAUCCCUGCGGAACGAAAGGCCAGAAUUCCUAAGCUUUGUAGGAGACUGGCCAGUGGAGAAAACCAUGAGUCAGAGGUCCCCGCGAAGUAGAAAACCCAGAAAGAAACAUGAGAAAAGCAAUACUUCUGUUCCAAAAAAGGAUGAAAAUGAAAAAGCCACAGACCCGGUUAAAGAACAAAUAGAUCAGGCUACUGAACAUGAACAAAUAGAUCAGGCCACUGAACAUGAACAAAUAGAUAAUAAAUCUAGAGAACAAGAUCAGCUGAAAAAAUCUACUUCUGGGAUCAUGGAACAUCAUAUUGACUCCUCGACUGUGGACUGUGAUAAUGAAGAACAUUUAUUGGAAAAUGUCUGCACCUCAUUAAUACUAAAUGAUAAGGAAGAUUGUGCCAGAGAAGAAGGCAGAUCUGAGGACAUAUUUGUUGAUAACAUUUCUGAUCUUAAAGAGCAGGUAGCUGAAAGUACGGACGGUGGGGUUGUUCAGUGUGUAACUAGUGUUAGUAAAGAUGUUAAAGUAAAGCCAAGGCAUCCCAGACGUAACUGUAGACAAUGUAAAUUGGCACUAAACUUCCCAAACAAUUGCACCAUCUCAUCCAAUGAUGAGGAAUCUAGUGUUGACCUGGGUAAAUUUUCACAAACUGAGCCUCAAGAUUUUGCAUUGGCAUGGAGAGUAGAGAGAAGAAAUGCAGACGUUUUAGAUUCUGCAAAAAUUAUGAUCGGAAAAAGUAGCAGGUUUACAUCGAAGUCUUUAGAUUCUCAGGAGAAUAUUCCAUACAGAGUGAUGCAACAUAAAAGUACCUUUGUGGAGGAGGAUGAUAUCAUCAGCUUAGAAGAUCAGGAUAGUUUGGAUAUUCUUUGCAAACUCUUUAGAUCCCUUUCAUUUGACAUACUAGAAGAUUUGUUUGAAAGGUGCAAUAAAGAUCUAAUAUGGACAACAAACUUGCUUCUUGAUUCUGGAGAAAAAAUGUAUAAGGAUGAGGAAUGUGAAGACUUAGUAUCAUGUUCCCAUUCGGAUAUUGAUAGUCUUCAGGAUAACAGUCCUGUAAUAAUUGAGGAAAAUGCUGAUGCAAUGGAAGAAGAAAAAUCUGAAAACGUGGAAUCUGAUUUUGCCAACCUCAGCUUAAAUGCUUCAGAAUAUUCUCCAUUUGUAAACAAUUUGCCUCUUGUUGUUGCAGAAGAGUUAAAAAAGGGCAAUGUCUUGUCUUCUAAUGAAAUAAAUCUCAGUCAUCGGUCUAGAAUUUCUUCAGAAGUGAAAGAAAUUUUUCCAAGCCAUGAAGCCAUAACCGAUGCCAUUGCUUCUGAUUUCAUAUGGUCUUCGGAUGUAGAGACAGAACUUACUAAUACACAGGAUUUAUCCUUCAAUAACUUACAAAGCAGUAACCCAUUCAAAACCAUUGAUAAAGGAAGUAAAGGAGACUUGAAUUUUAGUCAUGUAGAUUUGUUUGAAAAAUUAGAUAAUCCUUGUCCUGAAAUAUUAGUGAUUGAGAAUAAUGAAGAGCAAGGCUUCAUAGAAAACACAGCGGUUGCUGAAGAGGAAAAGAAAAUACAAAAUAAAAACAACUCCAAGUCACAAUCUAAGGAAUCCAUGAAGUUUGAUUAUUUGGAGUUGACUUUGCCUCCAGAAUUUGCCUUUCAGCUCACCGAGUUGUUUGGCCCAGUUGGGGUUGAUCCAGGUUCAUUAACUAUUGAAGAUUGUGUAGUGCCAAUAGACCUGAAAUUGGCUGAAUCUAUCCAUAAGAAGUGGAAAGAAUCCAUUAUGGAAAGACAGAGACAAGAAGCGUUAUCGUAUCAGCUCAUUUUCCAAGACAGCUUACCAGAUGACCCUGUUGACCUGGUUACAGUUCCACAAACAUCCGAGUCUGGUGUGUCACCAAGAGAUACAGACCUAUUACCAUUCAUGGAUCAGUGGAAUACAAGAACAAAGAAGGUGUCAUUGCGUGAGAUCAUUGCAGAGGAAAUGGCAUUACAGGCCCAUGAAGACUCGAAAAAGUCUUUAUCAAGUAAAAACUGUGCUGUAAAAAUGAAGGAAAAGCAACUCUUGGAACUGUUUCCUCAAGUUGAGCAACAAUUACUACUGGAUAUCUUUAAGGAAAACAACUAUUCAUUAGAGCAGACUGAGCAGUUCAUGAGCUCUGUUCUGGAGGCUGACCCUGUGCAGAAUGUGAUAGCACAAGGCUUCAAGCAAGCAGUGUCCACAGCAUCUGAAAAAAACAAGGACAAGAAAUUGAAGCCAGAUAAAGAAGUCCUCAAUGAGCGAUAUUUCCAGGACAUGGAGUACCCAAAUUAUGAUGACUUCAGAGCUGAGGCCUUUCUCUAUCAUCAGAAACAGCAGGAGAGCUACAGGAAAGCAGCAGAAGCUCAUAACAGGGGCAUGAAGCAAGUGGCGGCUUAUUAUGCUCAGCAGGGCUAUCUGUAUGGACAGAAGAUGAAAGAGGAGAAUCAUAGAGCAGCUGUACAGAUCUUUGAGAGGGCUAAUGAGUAUCUAUUGCCAGAGAAUAUAUUAGAUUUACAUGGACUCCAUGUGGAUGAAGCAAUGAAACACUUCCGCAAGGUGCUGCAGGAUAAGACAGAUGAUUUCAAGCGUAAUGGUGGCAAGUCCUAUAUCCUUGUGAUCACGGGAAGGGGAAACCAUAGCCAAGGAGGAGUUCCCCGCAUUAAACCUGCUGUUAUAGAUUUCCUCACAAAUCACGACUACAGAUUUCAAGAAAAGACCCCUGGCGUUCUCCGUGUAGCAUUGAAUAACGCAGUUGCUAGGAUUUGAAAAGGGAACAGCAUUCAUGUCCUCAGACUAGUACACCAGCAUCAUACAACCAAGGGAAAUAAUGGUGUUUUUUUUUUCUUCUUUUUACCUGACAGUACUAUGUUGCGAGAUGACUGCUAAUAAUAUAGAAGUACUUGUUUAUUUUAAAGGAGGUUUUACCUUGUUUGUAACCAUGGGAAGUGUAUCUCUUUGGGCACUUGUUUUUAAGAAAAAAAUGGUGCUUAUGGUUGGACCUUUCUGUCUGACUUGCUCAAUACAAAUUUUAUUGUGAUCUUUUAUGUUUCCAAAGCAAGUAUUCCGCUACAUGUACAGUAUCUAUAUUAUGCAUACAGGCUGAGCUUACUAUUCUUUUUGAUUUUAGGUAGUUCUGAUAUUGUUCCCAAUAGUAUAUGAUCGACACUGAGCCAAGUUAUUUACCAUUUGGAAGCAUUUUUAUGUGUGCAUAAGUCAUUUUUACACUGCUUGACCCACCAUAUCGACAGUAACAAUUUUGGUAAUGGCUGGGCAGAACACAAAUGGUAUUUACUGCAGUCUAUAUUCUUGAGGUGGAUGUGCACAUUGUAACAGCUUCUCUGCUCUUCCCGUAACAGAAUAUAGACUGCAGUAAAUGAUGACCAUAUUCUCCUUAGAAAACAGCAUUUCUUGCUCUGCUAUCACAAAAUUAGUUCUUGGUUAUUAAAGAGCGAUAACUAGCUAAAAGGUGGGGACUGACUACUGGGACCCCAUGGAAAAUGAGAACAGAGUCAAUUGAUUGGGUCGCAUACGUGCUCAGGCACUACUCUGUUCAUUUUCUAUAUGAUUUCCUAAUAUUUCUGAUCAGUGAACUCUGUUUGAAAGUCCCAUAGGCAGUGAAUGAAGCAGUGGCCAAGCAUGUGGACAGUUGAUCUCCAUUCCUGUUAAUGGUGGGGUCCCAGCUGUCAGCUAAUUAAUCCUCUAUUCUGUUCAUUGGGGUUAACUUUUAAUCUUUGUGUAACCCUUUUUUUUUUUAGGGAUCAAGUUGCAUCAUAGGUGCCUAUUAAAGAGGUUCCUAUAAUGCAAAUUAAGGAUUACUGUAAAUGUGGAUAGUCCGGCCAGGAAGUGGAGCGCAGUGCUGUCUUUUAAUUGCUGAUCACAGCGGAUCUCAGCGUUGUUCACUUAGCAGAUUCCCUUUAUGUAAAAAAAAUAUCUAUUUACUCUGAACAUCGUGCUGAGCUGUCAUUAUUAGAGGGUUUAGCUAAGAUUGUGUUGCAGUAUUGUUAGGAAAACGCUCUGAUUUUUGUUGACUUGAUUUUAAUAUGGUGUGCCGAGAGUACCUGACAUCAAACCAUAUUUUUUAAACUGACUCAUAAUAUUCUCUAUCUACUCCUAACACCCCCCUCCUGCCCUUUAAAAAAAAUAAAAAUAAAUACGAGCUUUACAAAGCUCUAUAUCAUACCUUUUCCCUUGCUCACAUUGUGUAAGCUCCCGGCAGGAGAAAGUGGGUGUUCCCCAGCAGGCACAACAUCACUGAAGCCUGCGAGAGCUGUGCCUCCAGAAUUAAACACAUUAAAAACAUAUAAAGGUUGAGAAUUUUAACAGCAAGUAGAUAGCAAAGUGUCUUAUAAUUACAUAAGGAACAGUACAUAAAUAGUUUAGUUUGAUGACAGGUUAUCUGGUCUCAAAUAAAAUUAAAGAGGGAAUAUGGUUGGUUGCCCUACUUUUCUUUUGUCCAAGUAUAUACUUUUCUUUAGAUAAGCCUGUAAAAGUAAAUUAAAGGGAAACUGAAAGCGGGUUUACCUGCACUAAUCCCAUUAAGCAGGGUGAUUACUUACCUGAAUCCGCAGUUCGGUUCUUGAGAUACCGUUGUAAUAGCCUCCAUUGCUAAUAUGUAAAUAGCCGGCUUUGCGCAAUGGAGGUGGGACCCGGCAUACCUUGUUUUGCUGAUUUCCUACAUACAGACAGUUUAAAAAUAAUUGAUUGUACAAUCUUAAUAAAUCUAGAUUCACGGUUUAGCAGAUGUCAAGAUGUUAAAACAUGGACUGUGAUUGCUAAGGACAGCAAGGUCACUUUCUUGAAGAUCAUUUUGAUGUAUGAGCUCUCCCACUUGAUCUUGAGACCGGAUGUAGAGAGAUGCAACCUACUCUAGGUGGAAGGACUGCCAAUGCAUCCUUCUGACGCCCAGUGAGUUUUGUGCAGUAGUCCUAUUGACUAUAAUAGAUUCAGUGCACAAAAUGCAUUGUGAGUUGUAUGUUUGCCUCAGACUUGCCUCUCUAUUAUUGGAAUGUAAUUAUGUAAGGAUCAUGCUUUAUGCAGGAUUUUUUCCUGAGAUCAACUAUCCAGGUCAUGUUUUAAAUACACCAUAAGUGGUUCCUUAUUUUAUAUAAUGCUUGCAUUUUUUCCAUCUAAUAAAUUGAUGGCAUGAUGACCUCUUUUGAUUCAGCUCUGUAGGCCUUUCACAGUUUUUUUCAUUUACAGUGGUGCUUUCAACUUCCCAGCUUUGCUGAGAACUGUACCUUGCCCCAUUCACUUCAAUGGAACUUUGUCAGAGUUCACGGUGCAGCAGGUGGCCAGGCCCUGCUGUGCUGGCAUAAACUAUAAAGGGACUGCAGCCCCUUUAUUCUUCAAGAAGAAUAAUAAUAAUAGUUUAACCUAUCAAUAUACAAUUACGUAAUAAGAUGGGAAUAAAUCUUUAUUAUCGGAAUAAUGGAUAUUUCUAGUAUUGAUGUUUCAGUCUAUUGCCAAUUGCCAGAUCGAUAUUUGUUGUCAGUGAAUGGGAACAUUCUUCUUUUACAUCCAAAGGCUAGGAAAAUUUCGGGACCAUGUCUCCUAUCUAGGGGUUUUCAACAAUUACCUUUUUAGUCCUCUGUCAGCUAAAUACAUUAGUAGAUUAUCCCUACUCAGGCCUUAAAAUCCUAAAAUGUGUUAGUCUUCGUAAAUGUGAUAAGGAGUCCAUGCUUCUGAAUGGUCACUUACUAAUCAACAAAGUCUUUAGGAUAAGAGCUCUAUUUUUGGCCAUUAUAGGGCAUUUUCACCAGUUUUCCCCAUUGCUGGCUCCCUCUCUAAUUUUAGUUGUCCUUUAAGCUAGUGGGUAGAAACUUGCAGCAGUUAAAGGUCCUACACACUGUAGACACACACACGACUGGGCCCUGGUCCUAUAUCUCUAUAGCACACAAGAAGCAGCAUGGAGGACAUUAUAGAGCCAUACUAAGGAGUACAAGCUGUUAGUCCAUAACAGGGUUGAAAAAGAACUAGAUUUCUUUCUGUCUCUCUGGAAACUCCUUCUCCCCUUUCCAUAGACUUUUUUGGGCAGCUGUAAUUUGAUAUUUCAGUAAGCUGAUCUGAUUCCAGAAGUGAAUGAUGAGUUUAGAAGGUAGGGAGGGAGGAGAAAAGUAGCCCGAUAAGUGGAGAAAGAGGCAUUUUUCUCUAAUAAGAUGCAUUAUAAAGUCUCUUCUAUUGAUUUAUGCAAAGUUUAUUAAAAAUAUAAGCAUUGCUUAGACGGAAUACAAUUGUUGUGAACUCUGUGAGUAGGACUGAUUCCGUACAAUUUUAAUUUUUGCUUCUAGGUGUCACUGUUCCUUUUCACUGACAAUAAAAAGAAAAUGCAAGAGAAUUGGAAAUUUGCAGAGCUGUUCAUUGUAAAAUAAUUAAAGACCUUGUCCAAUAGAAACCCAUUGCUACUUUCUUCUAUGAACAGGACAACACCUGUAUAUGAACUUUACCUCACAUUGCAGUUCAUUGAAGUGAAUGGUGCUGAGCUGCUAUGCCUCAUGCCAGCUGUGGAGAGAUGUGGAACGGGAUGGUAAAACUUGUGUAAUUUAGUCAAGAGACUAAAGCACCAUAUUGAAUUUUCCAAUUUCCCACACAGUGGAUGUAGCUAUUGUUCAACAUAUCCAGCCUGUCAGAUAUAUAGGGAAUUGUGAUGAAAAAUAGAUGUUUCUGAUGUCUUAGGUUCAUAAACCUUUAUAGAUCAGUAAAUGCCAACCUCUACUAUGAAAAAGCAGCGGGCACAUGCAUAGCCGUGAUAAAUAAGCCUGUUCUCUAUAGGGCUGUGUCCAGCACAGUAGUUGAUGGUCUAUGUCUUUGUCUUAACACCUCAGUCAUUUUGGUUCAUUUUUAUUUUUUUUUUCUUCUAACACAAUUUGUCAUAUCACAAGUUUUCAUUUUUAAGUCACUGUUAGGUUUUAUUUUCAGUCAAAAGCAGAACACUGAUUUUACUGAAUCUCAAGAUUACUUGUAAAAGCUUUUAUAUCUGAUGCAGUUCCUUUAUUUGGCAUGAGGGUUUUAAUUUUUUUUCCCCUGAUCGUCAACUCUUCAAAUUAUUUUGUUAUAUAUCUCUCAUAUUUCUUUGACUUUCCUUUCUUCUUAACACUUUUCAAUGACUAAUUUUUAUUGUACGCUACAAGCAACACAAAUUUAUUUUUAUCGCACCACUUAGAAGCUGUGUAAAUAAAUUUUUACCUUACAGGUUGUAAAAAAAAAAAAAAAAAAUGGUAAUUUCAGCUCAGGUGUUUACUGCUAAUUUAUAUAAGGAAAAGAGAAUCAAGCAAGAUGACUAUAAUGUACUGACAAAAGGAAGUCUUAAGCUGGCCAUACAAUUCAGAUAGCUGUCGGCUGCCUCUUCUGAUCCCCCAAUACAUGCGCUAGUAUGGCUUGGCCAGAUGUGCAUGUAUUCUGAAUGGGGAGAGCAAUGUAGAAAACCUUCAUAAACAGAAGAUAGUUGUCCGAUCCUGCUGAAUUAGUUGCGUUUGGCCAACCUAAAUCUGUGUAUGGCCAGUUUUAGACUCUGUUCACGCAGAGUGUCAAGGCUAUUGGUUAUAAUGGAGAAUUGAUUGGUUUCCCUUUCAUCCAUGCAGACCUUAAUAGGUUCUGUCAGUCUUCUGGUAAUCUUGGCAUGUGAACAAAGCCUUAAGACCAGAAACGUGCUGCUCUUUGGAGUAAAUUUUUUAUUUUUUUCUGAGAUGUGAACAAAUGUACAGAGUAUUAUAUGUUGUGUACAUACUAAAUAUUUUUUUAUCUGGAAUGUACAUAUUUUUUAUUGUCUUCUAACACUUUAUACAAGGGGGCAUUAUUCCUGUCAUUGGUUCCAUGCUCAAAAAAAAAAAAAAAAAAAAUGUACCUAAUACUUUAUCUGCCAUAUGCUGGAUGUGUGGACCACUGCUUAGAGGUAAAUUCUGUAUUCUAUUUUUAUAAUUUGUUUAAAUGAACUUUUAUGGCAUGUAUGAUGUUGUGUUUUUUUUUUUUGUUUUUUUUGGAAUGUACACUGUUUUAUGGACAUUUUAGAACAAGAAAAA
Hyla sarda is the source of this 10450-nucleotide messenger RNA. It is a transcript of the gene N4BP2, whose product is annotated as NEDD4 binding protein 2. NCBI's taxonomy places the organism in Eukaryota, Metazoa, Chordata, Amphibia, Anura, Hylidae. The transcript has 17 exons. The coding region runs from base 465 to 5201 and encodes 1578 amino acids. Gene Ontology annotation, molecular function: ubiquitin binding. The record is from RefSeq and is a predicted model, not a curated record.